Coffea eugenioides is the source of this 1580-nucleotide messenger RNA. Its product is annotated as cystathionine gamma-synthase 1, chloroplastic-like. The coding region runs from base 1 to 1359 and encodes 452 amino acids. NCBI's taxonomy places the organism in Eukaryota, Viridiplantae, Streptophyta, Magnoliopsida, Gentianales, Rubiaceae. Gene Ontology annotation, biological process: transsulfuration. Gene Ontology annotation, molecular function: pyridoxal phosphate binding; cystathionine gamma-synthase activity. The record is from RefSeq and is a predicted model, not a curated record. The transcript has 11 exons. Gene Ontology annotation, cellular component: chloroplast.
AUGUACCUAAAAAAGAGGGACGGGUCCGAAGGAGAAGAUCCUAAACGAGUUCCUCUUUGUGAACUAGUUGAUGGAUUGCAUUUUGCAGCUGAUAGCUCGUCUUCCCGGGACUUAGCUGCUUGGCUGCUUUCUCCGGUGCCAGCUCUGAAACCGGAGAAUGGAGCUGUUUACGUUUUAUGCAUUAACUUGUACUCUUGCUUUCUUUUGCCAGGUGAAAGAUUGGGUCGCGGCAUUGUUACUGAUGCGAUAACUACCCCUAUUGUUAACACAUCUGCUUAUUUCUUCAAGAAAACUCAAGAACUCAUUGAUUUUAAGGAGAAACGCCAUGCAAGUUUUGAAUAUGGACGCUAUGGAAAUCCCACAACUGUUGUAGCAGAGGAGAAAAUAAGUGCACUGGAGGGAGCUGAGUCAACCUUGAUAACUGCCUCUGGUAUGUGCGUGAGUACUUGCGUGCUCUGGGCUUUGGUGCCUGCUGGGGGGCAUAUUGUUACAACCACAGACUGCUAUAGGAAAACUCGGGUAUUCAUCGAGAGGGUGCUAAUACCCAAAACAGGAAUCACGGCUACAGUCAUUGACCCUGCUGAUAUUGGAGCUUUGGAGGCUGCAUUGAACGAGAAGCAAGUGUCCCUUUUCUUUACGGAGUCUCCAACUAAUCCAUUUUUGAGAUGUGUAGACAUUGAGCUGGUUUCAAAGCUUUGCCAUGAAAAAGGAGCCUUGGUUUGUGUUGAUGGAACCUUUGCAUCUCCAAUCAACCAGAAGGCCCUUGCUCUUGGUGCUGAUCUUGUUCUACAUUCGUUAACAAAAUAUAUUGCAGGCCACAAUGAUGUCCUUGGAGGUUGUAUCAGUGGUCCAGAGAAAUUGGUCUCUGUAGUACGUGAUAUGCAUCAUAUUCUGGGUGGUACCCUCAAUCCUAAUGCCGCUUAUCUGAUCAUUCGAGGCAUGAAGACGCUGGAUCUUCGCGUACAUCAACAAAAUUCAACAGCAUUGAGGAUGGCCGAGAUUUUAGAGGCGCAUCCUAAGGUGAGACGUGUCUAUUAUCCAGGCUUGGCAAGCCAUCCAGAGCAUCACCUCGCAAAGCGGCAGAUGACUGGUUUUGGUGGCGUGGUUAGUUUUGAGGUUGAUGGAGAGCUAUACACGACUGCAAAGUUCGUUGAUGCGCUGAGAAUCCCUUACAUUGCCCCCUCUUUUGGAGGCUGUGAGAGCAUCGUGGACCAACCAGCAAUAAUGUCUUAUUGGGAUCUUCCCCAGUCAGAGAGGGCUAAGUAUGGAAUUGUGGACAACUUGGUUCGGUUCAGCUUUGGGGUUGAAGGCUUUGAAGACCUGAAGGCUGAUAUCCUUCAGGCUCUGGAGACUAUAUAGGACGUCUGACCUGCACCAACAUUUUUCACUGUCUUUUCCAAAUGUGCCAUUUCCCUUUAAUAUGUUUUGAUGUUCAGUUGAUGUUUAACUAGGAAAGUGCUCGCUCAAUGUAGGUGCAAAAUCACCAGAAGAAUCCUUCCAUUUGUUUCCUAUUUUGUUCGAGUAAAAUGAUUUGCUCAAUAUUUAUUGUUGGAGGAAUAGUUCAUGGAGUCUUGUCUUCA